Paramecium octaurelia is the source of this 1581-nucleotide messenger RNA. The record is from the annotation of a GenBank genome assembly. NCBI's taxonomy places the organism in Eukaryota, Ciliophora, Oligohymenophorea, Peniculida, Parameciidae.
AUGAGCAAAGCAAAAUCAAGAUAUUCAACAGAAGAGUAAGCUGCUCUAUAAUCCAAAGUUGUAUUUUAAGAAUUUAAGUAAAUUAGCAAUCCGUUUAAUUACCAAGCAUUAAAUAAGAGUAAGUGAAUUCAGUUUCAGUUAUUGGUUUAAGUGAAUUAUAUUAGAUUAAAAAUCAUAUAUAGGGUGAAAAACAAACUAAAAAGGUAACACAAACCAUCAUUAAUAGACACUUGAUAAUUAAAGACUUUGGGCGUAAAGAAUAACUAAGCAGAGGUAAUAAAAAGAGGCUGAAAAAUUAGAGAGGUUCACUAAGGAAGAGGAGGAAAGAAGAAAAAUUGAUAAGGAUGAGGAAGAAUAUUAAGAAAGACUUAAAAAUGAACUUGUAAAGGAAUCAAAUUAGAAAAUAUUUGAUUAAAGAGCAGAGUAAGAUCACAUUUACAAAAUUAUAGUGUUCGUAAUUUGAAGGCUUAGAUGAUGUUAAGUGAAGUCGAGAGAACUAAUGAACAAUUAAAUGCAAUUAAUAAGGAGUAAAAGGAACUUAGAAAAAUACAAGAAGAGGAAAAGGAAAAAGAAUACGAAAUGCAAGAAUAUUAUAAAGAAUAGGAACUAAUGGUUAGAAAGGAGAAAUAAGCAAAAAAGAAAAAAGAAUGCAAUGAGAUCUUAGCUGAUUAGCAUAAAUAAGUCAAAGAGAGAUAUUUAAAGGAAAUGAUGUUAGAUAAAUAAGAAGGUUAAUUAAUUAAGAAAAAAGCAGAGGAGGAUGAAAUUCUAAGAGAGUAAUCCUUGAAUAUAAUUUAGUUAAUAAAAAUAAGAGAUCAAAAAUAAGUAAUAAAAAUUACUCAAAGAACAUGAGGAAUUUAUGGAAAAGAGAAGAGAAUUAUAAGAAAUAGAGAAAAGUAUUUUGGAUGAAGAGGAUAAGAAAAUAAUUGAUCAUGAAUUUCACAAAGAAAAAGUGUUAUAGAUGAGAAAAGAUAGAGUAUAAUAAAAUAUAUAUUAUUUAGGAAAACUAAAAAUAGCAGAAAAAAGAGUAACUCAGAAAAUAGAUAUACGAUCUUAGAGUGGAACAAUAAAAAUAAUAAGAAGAUAAUUAUAUGUAAACUAUCUAAAAACAUGCAGAGGAACUCAAACAAAAAUAGGAUGAAGAGUUAAAAUAGAAAGAAUUAGAAAAAACAUAAAUGGUUUAAGAUGCAGAAACUAUGAGGUUGAAAUAGCUUCAAAUUUAAUAAUAAAGGAAAAUUAAUUAAUAGGCUGAAUAGGAAGUCGAUUUUAAAUAAAAAUUAAAAGCAUUGGAAUAAUUGGAAUAAGUUGAAUAGCUAUAGAAUGAUGUAUUGAAAAAGAGGAAUAAAGAUUUAUAAGAAUAUUAGAAAAUAUAGAUAGUAAUAUGUGAAUUUAUACAAGGAAACUAAAAAAUAAUAACGAAGAAACUAAUAUAUGUAAGAGUUGAAAGAGUCUCUAUAAAUGCAAUAAAGAAAUCAAUCUGAAAAAUAAGUCUACACUUCUUGGGCUUAGCAAUGUAUUGAGGAAUGGAAAGACAAUGGGAAAAACAUUUUGCCUAUGGUUAAGGCACUGUAUUAAACUGAAUGA